This is a messenger RNA of Clarias gariepinus (North African catfish), 675 nucleotides long. It is a transcript of the gene inip, whose product is annotated as ints3 and nabp interacting protein. Gene Ontology annotation, biological process: DNA repair. NCBI's taxonomy places the organism in Eukaryota, Metazoa, Chordata, Actinopteri, Siluriformes, Clariidae. The transcript is spliced from 4 exons. Bases 136 to 441 code for a protein of 101 amino acids. Gene Ontology annotation, cellular component: SOSS complex; nucleus; nucleoplasm. The record is from RefSeq and is a predicted model, not a curated record.
CAAAACUUCACAGACGAAGAUGAGGAAGAAGUUACAAACCUGAAAACAAAGCAUGAUUCCGAAUGUUUAAUUUAUUCUUUUUAACUCAUUUAUAAAUCCAUUAAAUCUGGCAUAACCGAUAACGGAGAAAUAACGAUGACGUCAAAUCCUCCGGGACAAGGAUUUCAGAAUAAAAACCGAGUGGCGAUUUUAGCCGAGCUGGAUAAAGAGAAGAGACGCCUGAUCCAGAGUCAGUCCAUGAACAAUCCAGGGGCCAGUAUUCCGCUUUCCAGACCACCAGUGAAGGAAUUUCGUGAUCACGCGGAGCAGCAGCACAUUGCCGCGCAGCAGAAAGCAGCUUUACAGCACGCACACGCCCACUCCUCUGGCUUCUUCAUCACACAAGACUCUUCAUUCGGAAACCUGAUCCUCCCUGUGCUGCCGCGACUCGACGCAGAGUGAUGAUGAGAAGGAAAAAGGAAAGAGAAAAAAAACAAACCCACACACACAACCAAGUGAGACCUGUUUAAAGACAUUGAGGCAUUUACAGAAAUGAACUUAGUCAUGUGAUCACCACAUCAGCUUUAAAACACUGAAAAUCUCCUCUGGUUCCACACUGACUGAGGGGGUUUACUGGUUGUACUGGUUUUAUAUUUCAUAUAAAAUAAAUAAAAGUCAACAAAAGUUGCUGCUAUA